AUCCACCUCCCCGGCACCAUCCCACAAUGCACCACUGGAAUUAAUUAAGUGAGAGCUUCCGAUCGAUCAAGCGCGCGACUGAAACUAGCUAGCUAGCCAGCCAUGAAGCACUUGUUCCCAAACUCUUGCACCAUUUUUUCCCUUCUGCUUCUUGCUGCCUUCUUCGCUUCCCAAACUCGUGCUCAGACUGCAGCCACAGCGCCGGCCCCUGCAGGCCCCAAGAACAUCACGGCCAUUCUGGAGAAGGCCGGCCAGUACACCACAUUCAUCCGCCUCCUCCGCAGCACGCAGCUAGGCGACCAAAUCGACAACCAGCUCAACAACUCCAAUACCGGCCUCACCGUCUUCGCUCCCACCGACAACGCCUUCUCCAACCUCCCUCCCGGCACGCUCAACUCCCUCUCCGACCAGCAGAAGGUCUCCCUGCUCCAAUUCCACGUUCUGUCUACGGCCAUCUCGAUGCCACAGUUCCAAACGGUGAGCAACCCGGUGAGGACACAAGCGGGGGAUUCUAGCGACGGCGAGUUCCCGCUGAACGUGACGACGACAGGAAACCAAGUGAACAUCUCCACCGGGGUGGUCGACACCCCCAUUUCGAACACCAUAUUCUCGGACAACAAGCUGGCCGUGUACCAGGUGGAUCAGGUGCUCCUUCCUUCGAAGAUAUUCGGAACCCCAGCGCCUGCUGCAGCUCCUGCGCCGGCCGAACCGGAGAAGGAGAAGAAGAAGAAGGAGAAGCCGAGUAGCGUUCCUGAAGCCGAAGGGCCUUCGAAAUCGAGCCCUGUUACUGAUUCUGAUGCAACUUCUUCAGCUUCGAACUUGAAGUGGAGAGGCGGCAUUGGAAUUGCAGCCGCAAUUAUUUCACUCUGCUGGAGCUUCUGAGUCCUACCAAGCUACUCCAUUUCCGCCCGAGUGAAGUUAAUUUCGUGAAGAAUGAGGGCUGAAUUUUCUGCUUUCUUCGCCGCCGCCACAUUUAUCAUUUCUUCUCAUUGCUCUCUUGAUUUGGAUUUUUGUUCUUGGAAUAUUUUGUAUUAUUUUUUGCUACAAAUAUAUAAUUAAUAUCGUUUAAGA
This is a messenger RNA of Zingiber officinale, 1071 nucleotides long. RefSeq names its product fasciclin-like arabinogalactan protein 11. NCBI's taxonomy places the organism in Eukaryota, Viridiplantae, Streptophyta, Magnoliopsida, Zingiberales, Zingiberaceae. The record is from RefSeq and is a predicted model, not a curated record. Bases 103 to 882 code for a protein of 259 amino acids. The transcript has a single exon.